This is a messenger RNA of Moneuplotes crassus, 1125 nucleotides long. Lineage: Eukaryota; Ciliophora; Spirotrichea; Euplotida; Euplotidae. The record is from the annotation of a GenBank genome assembly.
UCUUAAUGGACCCUCAACUACAAAGGAAACUAGACUUGGAAAAGAAGCUUAAGGAGAUAGAAAUCCAAUGCUUCUUGAAUAGAAUUGUCCCUCCUAGAAUCACAAAGUCUAAAAGUAGAGAUAGCCUGACUGCACUUCCUUGAAAGAGGAAGGUAUUUAAUGCGAAAAGGACUUUAGCCACUCAGAAAUCUCUAAAGACACAACUUGAAGGCACUUCUUCAAACUCUGGAUUGAAUAGAGACCCUGAUUCUUGGAAGAAGACAAUAGACUUGACUAAUUUCAACAAAUUCUCUCCAACUUCGACUAUGAAGACAAGGAAUAUUUACCAAGACUCAAAAUAAAACAUUCCAAAAGAGCAUAAAAGGAUUCACCCAUAUUUUUGAGCGUGAAGGGCAAGAGAUGCAACAGUUGCUAGAAUCUCAACCAAGAACCUCAAGCGUCCGGAAAUGAUGUGCUAAAAUGAAAACCCAACAUCUCAAGAAUAGAAUAAAAAGUGCAACGAAGUUAGUGAAUCCCUUCUUAGCAAAAUAAACAGUUGCAUACGAGAAAAGGAAUGAUUAUCAAAAGAUCAGUAAAGAGAUGCUUUGAGCCAAAAGAAAUCAGCCUUCAUAAACUUCCCUACUAUAAGCUUAUAAGGAUGGAGAAAACAGAUAGGGAAGAAAAGAAAGAGAUUCAAAAAUUAUUUCAAGAAAAUCUAAAAAGCUUAUUUCAAAAGUAUAACCAGUCUUCAAAGACUAUCACUCAGGCACAAUCUAGUAUCUUAAAACCCUCCAAAUCCGUUAGGUAAGGUCUUAACCCCCCCACCACAACCACAUAGCACUAACCCACCCCAACCCCCCCAAACCCCCCUCUCCUCUCUCCGUCCUUCCAAACUCUCCUCCCAAGUCCUCCCACCCCCCAGACCCCCUACCCCAUCCACCUUCUCCCAUCCUCCACCCCAAAAACGCCCAAUGACCCAAGGCCAAAUUCCUCACAAAAAACUCCUAAAAUCCCCCAAUCCCACAGCCAAGCCACGGGUCACGAUCAAGGAACAAACUUCGAGUUCAAGUAGUGAUAGUUCAAGCAGGUCUUCUAAGAGUGGAUAAGUUUAGGAUAAGAUUUUGGGGUGGAGUGGGGAAGUUCAAU